AUGUCUGCAGAACCGCCAAAACAAACAAAAGAAGAUGUCUUCGUCAAAGUGUACAGUCUCACCACAUCACCCAAACAGGGUCAAGAUGGGGAUACCUCUGUUGCUAUCGGCCGCAUGGCAGUCACAACACUCAAAUUUGCAGACGAUGCUUCAACAUUUCAGUCCCGUAUUACGCUGGCAGAUAUCAGGACCAAGAUAAACGAAGCUCUGAGUAGCGAACAAACUUUCAAGUUUUGUGCCGACGAUUGUUCUCUUGUUCCUGAAGAUGUCACUCUCAAGACAUACAAGCAGAUGAUGCGUAGUAGUGCCAUGCGCGAAGCCAAAAUCGCUACUGUUCUCAUCGCGCCGACCUCUGAGCCUGCUUCCAGCCAAGGCACUGCCUUGAAGGAUUCUUUCAUCAUGAAGUUUAUCCAGCUGGGAAAUAAACCUGAAGAUGCCAAGAAUGUCGGGUCUUUGCAUGCAUCGGCUUUCAAAGGCAAAGAUCCGUCUACAAUGAUCUUGGGAGAAUUGCGUCGACUAAUUGGGAAGAUGUCGGCGGACCCAAAAAUGCACACGUUCUGUUCCCUCGAUGGGACAGCAGCUGGAGAUGAACUGACCUUGCAGAAGUACCUCGCUCUCGAUAACGCAAAAGUUCACCCGUCCGAUGGCACACCAGCCAUUAUAAUACGUUAUCGAAGUAGUGAUGCAAACGUCUCUGCCGCUGCUUCCAAAUUCCACGGCGCCAGCCAAGAUGUUUUGCAGACUUUGGAUCAGAUAAAGCCCGACCUCAAGUUCAAAGACAGAUCGGCAGAGGAAAUGCAUGUGGACACGAAAGCUCUACAGGUCCAGGAGAGUCUCAGAGCAUCGGACAUUGCGGCGCGUGAAGCAUCCCCACUCAAAUACACGAGUCAAAUGGACGAAUCCGAUUGGGACUCUGUACUAAGGAACUGUUGUUUACUGUAUGGUUGGAAAGUCGACAAAAGGACAAGUAGUAUUGUAAGAGCCACAACCCCAGCUUUCCGACUCAAAAACAAAUUGUCCCUUAGGCCAGUAGUUGCUCCUCCUCCUCCUGCUCUUCCACAGCAAGGAACCACUCCAGAAACUCCUGCGAAUACGUCCGUUGCUUUAAGCUCGAAUGCUCCAAAGGCCCCAGAGACAUCAAAAGAUGUGGCUGCUGAAGCAGUAGCAACUGGAGGAGCGGUUGAAACACAAACUCCGCCGAUCGAGGAUGAUGUUAAAACAGCCGUCGCAACCGAGAAGCCACUCACCGCAGAGGAUGUUGAAGCACCCAUUCCGACAAAGCUUGGAGCCAUUCCGUCAUAUGCAAUCAAUGAUAGAUCUCGAAUCGAGAUUACAAUGGUCAGCAACGAAUUCCAGGAAUCCAUGGCCCGGAACCAUUUCGGUGCGUCGUCAGUGGAAGGCUCAGCAUCUGGGGGAUGGAGCGGAUACUCGGUCGGAGUCACAGGCGGUGCUGCCAAAGAAGAUGCGUCAAGCGGAAACAAGACCAAAAAAGGCUACGCAAAGAGAAUGAUUGGAAGCUACAUGUUCCCUCGCGUUGAUGUCUUCCUGAGACCAGAAGAUCUAGAGCCGACCGAAGAGCUUCGGGUAGCUCUUGAUGGCAUCAAGCAGACUAAGAAUAUCAACGCGCUCCGGGAGCUUUAUAGCACUUUCGGACACCUAUUCUGUCAUUCAGUCACUCUUGGAGGCUGCCUUCAGACUACCAAGGUUGUUGAGAGCGAUGAAGAUGUUCAACAGAGCAAGGAUAAGGAGUCAUUCAAGGCACAACUUGGAGUUGCUGUUUCCACUCCAUUCGGGGCUAAGGGAAACGUCAAAGGGUCUAAGGAGAGCCAGGAUAGUUCAGAAGCUUUCAGCAGAAGUGCGAGAGCGAACGAGAGCAUGGCAUUUGAGGCUACUGGUGGCAAUUCGAUCCUUGCAGCAGACCCGCCGGCCUGGAGUGGCUCUGUCGCAAACUUCAAUAACUGGCGUAUCAUCGAGCAGACCGAACUAACACCAAUUGUUGACGCUAUCUCAAAGAUGGCUGGCUAUCGCGAAACUCGGUCGUGGUUCUUCGCCGCGGUCCCUAAACUCAGUGAGUACAUGGUAAUUCCCGAAUCAAGGAUGCUCUAUGUUCGCUUCAAAGUCGCCAGCCAGGAUGAGAGUUUUGGCGUCAUAUCUCAGAAGAAGAUACCGGCCUAUCUAGGACAUCACCCAAACAAGUCAGUAACCCCAGUUCGCACGAAUCUUCGAGUACCAGAUCGACAACCUAAAGAAGCCUUCAAAGACGGGCCAUUUGGGCUUAUUGGCGACAUGACCAAGAUAACGGCUCAGAAUCCUGGUUCCGCUACCACUCCACUCUUUGAGCCAAGCAGGACUCAAGCGCCAAUCCUGCUCUUCCCUUCCGCGGUAGAUCUCGGCACCAAGACCGAUAAAACGUUCAGCCAUGCGGUCUGGCGGCUGGAGAUUGCCAGGGGACAUAGCAUCGGCCCUGAUACCUUGCUUUGCAUUAAAACAGCGGCGCUGCCGAAUGCCGAUCUAGCCUUGACAGUAUACCGUAAUGCUCAAGGAGUAUUCCUCCCAUCAAUUAGUAGCACGGAUGAGCCCUGCUAUUGGCGACUCGAGACUGUGGAAACAUCUGGAAUAUCCAAAAUGAAAGGGGAUCGGUACAAGUUCGGCGACUCCUUCAGACUUACCUGGUCUUUCUCCGAUCAAACUAGCGGCUUCCGAGACUUUGUCGAUGAUUCAUACGGUCGACGCAACCUAAAUCGUCCUUCUGAAAUGAAGAGCGACAAGUUAUGCUUCAAGGUACCCUUCCCACGGUUCGAAAGCAUGUCAUCAGAUUACAUAGCACUACUCAUGUCGACUGCCUUGACAACUGAUCCUAUCAUUGAUAAGAUCAAAGUGCUCGAUGGAUUCAACCAAGAGAAGCCGUAUGAUUUCCAUGAUCUGACGUUUCGGGUUGAUCUGGUUGGUAAUGAUGGUAACGGCGAUAAGGAUGACUACGCAAAUCUUGCGACGACGAGCUGGCAGGAGUUGGAUCAGAAACUUUCAGCCGGGGAGAAGUUGUUGAGUAACAUGCUUGGACCUUCCCCAACGGUUAUUGAUGGCGUUUUGGGGGGUAUGGAGUUUACCCGCUGGUGA
Fusarium proliferatum ET1 is the source of this 3117-nucleotide messenger RNA. RefSeq lists its product as uncharacterized. The transcript is spliced from 13 exons. Bases 1 to 3117 code for a protein of 1038 amino acids. The record is from RefSeq and is a predicted model, not a curated record. Lineage: Eukaryota; Fungi; Ascomycota; Sordariomycetes; Hypocreales; Nectriaceae.